Messenger RNA from Odontomachus brunneus, 3607 nucleotides. RefSeq names its product exocyst complex component 5-like. The annotation marks the transcript as partial. Lineage: Eukaryota; Metazoa; Arthropoda; Insecta; Hymenoptera; Formicidae. The transcript has a single exon. The record is from RefSeq and is a predicted model, not a curated record.
GGGUUCAAGAACGCUUCAUUCGUCCCUGCUGGGACCAAUGAAGCGCCAUUGUCCGCUGGUCUCGGCCUCCCUCUUCAAAAUCGCCGUUGCGACAUUACGACGUUAACGACGACGACGACGACGAGGACGGCGACGGCGGCCUUGAAGAGCAGAGACAAAAAACAUUUCACUCCAUCGUCACCGACUUCUCGGACAUCUCGCAACGUCGACGCGAUACGCUCGGCGUCGUCGCCGCAAUUGACGACGGCGAAGGCGCCCAGAUCCAAGGUGUACCGCAAGACGUCCCUCAAGAGUCCGCUCACAUGCGAGGCGAGCGCCGACGGCGACGAUAUAUCCGAGAAGAACAGCGUCUUGCGAUACAUGAGCAGCACACCGGCCGAGAAGAAGCAGAAGAGGCGAAGUGGCGGAGGUGGCGGCCCGCCGCCGGAGAAGGAGAGCGACGCGAAGAGCGACAAGUGGAAUCCCGAAGACAUUCACAUCACGUGCAAUCCGCUGUCGACGCCUUAUCCGUAUUCGACGCCGGCGACGACGACGACUACCACCACGGCGACCACCACGACUACCACGACUACGACCACGGUGGAGAGCGAUGAGGAACCGAAAAGUCGCAGCUGCGGCAGCUUCUUGCCGAUACUCGCGCUGAUCCCGCAGUCGGUCAUCAGUUUCCAGUAUCUCAGCCCGAAAAUGAAAUUCUCCUGGUGGCGGAACAAGAUCUCGUGAAGGCACGCGUAGGCGCCAUCGACGCCGCCGCCGCCGCAUCAAGUCGCGCGUCGCGACGUUACCCCGAGCUGUCAUAUAAGAUACCUCUCUUAAGUCUACGGUGUACCUUCGUUGCGUUUCUCGCGUUAGAUUGAGCGCUUGCAAAGCGCAUAACUAUUUAUUCGAUCGUUAUUUAUUACUAGAAUCUCUGGCAAUAAAUAGUAGAUUCGCGGCUGUUGUAAAACGGCGACGACAACCAAUGCAUAUUGCAGACGCGAGAAAACGCAUCGACGUGCCGUGGGUUUUACCUCGUAGCAAACUAUUUUUCUCUUUCUCUCCCCUCUCUCUCUCUUUCUCUCUCUCUCUCUCUCUCUCUCUCUCUCUCUCUGUUUUACCCCGUCCUCCACCUUUCCUCCCCUUUUAUCUCUCUGCCUGUAAAUCUCUUUCUAUCUACCUAUUUGACUCACACUUCCGAUCGGUCUUCAUCAAUUAGGGGAAUCCAUCGUUAUAUAUCUCGUAGUUAUUCGUUACAUAUUAACGUGUACGCGCGUUAAAAAAAAAAUGCAAAAGUCGAUAAACUAACGCCAGCAUUCCUCGAAAUCGCGGCGUCGUUGAAUAGUCGCGAUGAUCUGUACCGAUGUUCUACGUGCGGUGGUUAAUGCGUAGUCGGGUUCUUGAGAUUUUUCAAUCAAGUUCCAAGUCGCCAGGCAGUCUUUCUACGAAGGAGAACCACACUUGCAGACUUUUCUAACGAUCUCUUUCUAGUUGUCUCGACUCACGGGAGAAGCGUAUGAGGAUGAUCGUGUGUUUAUUACGCUGACUUUUCGCGCCGUCGGAUCCUCUAGUCGAUCGAAGUUUCUCCCUCGUUGCGAUUCUCCCUCGACGUCUUCUUAUUCCGACGCGCGCGAGGUAUCUCUUCUGCUAUUUUCCGAAUCCGCUCGGGGAGAACAUCGUGUUUUAGUUCCCGUGGUCCUGUGAUGUUUUAGGAAUUACCUACUGAAUGUUCCAUUGAUCAAGGAGAGCGUGUUUUAGAUUAUGUGAAGCGCCCAUGAAGUCCCGGUCGAUUUUUCCAAUUGAUUUUCUAUCGUUGGAUCGAAACGAAUGGAGCAAGGAUAGAGCUUCUCUCUUCCAAAUCUGGGACAAAAUGCUAGCAAUUAUUCUUAGAGAGAUUACUUAAGAAGUGGAUUGGGGCUUCUUGGGCAUCUUGUGUCAUUUAUAAUAGUCGCUUAAACGGUCCAUUAAAGUCACUGAGUUUUCGUAUUUCCGCUCGUUCUCGUUUUCACAAGUUUCAAAAAGGAUACUCGAAGACCUUAGAACUUAAGAGCGCAAAAAUUCCGUAACACCCAAGAACCUAAAGAUCGUAGAAUUUAAGGAUCCACAGUUCCUAGAAUCUAAGGAUCCACAGAUCCUAAAAACCUAUAACAAUCCAAAGACCUUAGAAUGUAAGGAUUCAGAGAUCUUAAAAUUUAAGGACUUCAACAUCGUAGAGCGUAAGGAUCCAGGCUACUAUCACAGAUAGCGCGAUCCAAUAAUCGAAGCAUUCAAAGAUUCUAGAAUAUAAGGAUCCAAAGACAUUGAAAAUCUAUGCGUCUAACGGUCAGAUAUAUGAUCCCCUGAUAAAUUUCGAGUUGAUUUCCCAUUAAUGAAAGUACGUGACAAGCGAGCAUCGUCUCUGGCUGUCCUGAUUCCCGAUACCGUCGCCGAGGAGAAGCAUUCUCGGCGAAUAACAAUACAAAUCAUCAGUCAGAAUUAUGCACGAUAUCAAAAGGACGAUGGAGAAACUGCUCUGAAGUUAUGUCAUUACCUCGCUUUGGUAAUCGAAAAGAUUAAAGAGUCGACCUUUCAACAACAGUUCGAACUUAGAUUUAAAUUUAAACUCUGUUGUACUUAAUACAAUGGGUUUUGUUUUCCAUUACUGAACUAGUGUACACUUUCGGAACUUAAAAAGAUAUACAGAUAACAUUUGGCGUAAGAAAGAUGAGAGAGAACUAGUGCAGCCAGUUCAGCGAUAGAAAACAGACCCAUUGACUACAAACACUAUCAAUGUGUUUAAUACGUUUGAACACAGAAUUUAAACCUAAGUGUAUGUUUGAGCUGCUAUUGAACAAUUGGACCUAAAAGAUUAUAUAAGUAUAUCUCGACAGUUUAUUUUACGUUGUAUAAAUCCCCGUCGAGAUAUGAAACUCAAAGUUACGAGAAAGACACAUCGGAAAGUGAGAUUUCCGCACCUAUUUUGUUAUAAUGAUGGUUAAAAAUUUUUCAUUAGGAUCGCGCGCAGAUGGACACGCGAGAUAAGAGCGAUGAUUGAUCGUGUAUCAGUCAUCUCCCAUGGAUUACGAUUGUGAUUAAACAGUUAUAUCGGCGAAACCCUCAAUAUGAUGGAAACGAAUUGAAGGCAUAUUACUGAGUGAGAUCAAUAAUUACGAUGGUACGAUUCAAUAAUUGUCGGCGCGCUCGAAUGUCGUGAAGCGACACCAAAUUUUUUUAAUGUAUUUUUUACUGUUUGGUUCCUACUUUGUUCCCUAGUUAGUAGUAACCGCUAUUAUUUAUAAUGAAGCAACUGAUAACGCACAUACACUCGCCCCCACUCGCUCAAGUAUAAUUUUUGCGAUAACUGUCGCAGUUGAGAUAAUUAAAUCGUUGAUUAGUAUCCCGAUGGAUUCACUUCUCGCUCAAUCGGCGAUCGCAAUUAGUCCUCUUCCCCCUUUUCUUCCGCCCUUUUUUUUUUUUUUUUAUUUGCCGAAGCGUUUAACGGAGUGAUACGUUUUUUAAAUGUUGCCAUAAUUAUAAAGUUAUUUAUAAUUAUGUUUGCGGAAUUAUAAAGUUAUCGUUUUGUCACAUGACGUUCCGCAGGAUCCGUUUCUUGUAUGUCUCCCGGAUUAAAAUAAAUCAUUUUCAUAAACACGCA